GAGCACACCGAUCCUGGGCAGUCACCCCCACCCUCCACACCGGACCACACCACCUGUACGAUACCAUCCGACAAUCCGACCGAAACCCGACCAUCCGACCGCCACUCAGGCUCACACCUGUCCUCGGACGAGUAUGGUGUCACCUUGUCUGGCCAUGACGUCUCUAUCUCACGGAUAAAGUGGACUGUGCGGGGGGGCACAAAAGAGUCGCUGCUGAAGUACCUCACGCGCCACGACCACAACG
This is a messenger RNA of Sphaeroforma arctica JP610, 244 nucleotides long. RefSeq lists its product as hypothetical. The record is from RefSeq and is a predicted model, not a curated record. Lineage: Eukaryota; Ichthyosporea; Ichthyophonida. The annotation marks the transcript as partial. The transcript has a single exon.